AUGACAAAAUUUAAGGUUUUCGAGAUCCAUCUUUACGAACACGAUUCACUUGAAUUGAUUGUUCCAUUAAACACAGCCAACUUACCGGCUGUGUUGACAGUUGCAGGCUCAGACUCUUCCGGUGGUGCUGGUAUUGAGGCUGACCUAAAAACAAUAAUUGCACACAAAUGCUAUGGGCUAACCGGUAUUACUACAUUGACUGCUCAAAAUACUACAGGAGUUGAAGAUGUACUCACUAUUUCACAAUCCAUGAUGAAGUCUAUUUUGGAUGCUAACUUCAGUGAUAUCAAAAUUAGUUCUAUAAAAACAGGUUUGCUCACCAAAGAAUCAAUUGCCGCUCUAAAAUAUGCCAUCGACAAGUAUGAAUACAAAAACAAUCUUGUGGUAGAUCCAGUUAUGGUCAGCACUUCCGGUUUUGAAUUUAUGAAGUCAGAUCUUUUUGAAUGUAUCAAUCGAGAGAUCGGAAAUUCUAUCACAAUAAUUACUCCAAACUUGCUUGAGGCUAAAGCAAUCAUAAAUACUUUAAGUGGUAAAAAUCUUUAUACAAAUGAACCAUUGGAAACUAUUGAAGAAAUGUAUAUGAUGUGUCGCAAAAUUUUUGAUCUAACUGGAAUAGAAAAUAUUCUUAUUAAAGGUGGUCAUCAGAAAUGGAAGCAACAAGAUCUUUUAACCGAUACUCUUUAUUGUUCAGAGAACGAUUCUUAUUAUGUUUUUCAUUCCAAGAUGAUUGAUUCUGUUCAUACACAUGGUACCGGUUGCACCCUAUCUUCAGCAAUUGCGUCAAAUAUGGCUCACGGCUUAUCCAUUAUCAAUGCUGUUGCCAAUGGUAUUAUUUACGUUCAAAAUGGUAUCAGAUCUGCACCUGGUUUCGGAAGAGGCAAUGGACCAUUAAAUCAUAUACAAAGCUUCAAAUUAUUCAAUUAUGAAGCAAUUGUUGAAGACAAAUCUUUCAAAUUACCAUUUAGCGAAGGGGAAGCUUUCAAAUUUUUAUUUAAUCAUCCUAGAAUUGCAAAACAUUGGCAAGAAUAUAUUAAUCACCCAUUCAUGUUUAAAGUGAGAGAUAUGUCAUUACCAUUAGAAAAAUUUAGGCACUUUAUUCAACAAGAUUAUGUGUAUCUUAUAAAUUAUUCACAUAUAAUGUCAUAUUUGGCCACAUAUAGUACUUCCAAAGAAGAUUUUAGAAGUGAUUUGGCUAAAUUAUUUGCCUUGCACGAAGAAAUGAAUAAAACAGGGGAUAUCAUCUCUCUAUUGAAUGAUGAUCCAACCAAAGGGUUUGAGCCUAACCCUACAAACAAAGAAUAUAUGGAAAAGUUGCUAGAUAUUGCAACCAAUACAGGUGAUGCUUUAGACAUCACCACUGCACUUACACCGUGCUUCCACGGCUAUUCCAUAGCUGCUCAUAAUGCCAAUAAUUCAGUCAAGAAGUAUCAUAAAGCUGAUAAAUUAACUACUGAAGUAUACACCCGUUGGAUCGAUGGCAAUUUGCAGACAGUUUAUAGUGAAGCUUGCAAGGUUUCGGAGAUAGAGUUCAAUGCAUUAAUUCGAAAGCGUUGUAAAAGCCAGCAAAAACUUGAUAGAGUUAUUGAGAUAUUUGAAACUUUUACUAAACUUGAAGUCCAAUUCUGGAGUAGAUGUAUUUAA
Molecule: messenger RNA, 1641 nt
Organism: Saccharomycopsis crataegensis
Lineage: Eukaryota; Fungi; Ascomycota; Saccharomycetes; Ascoideales; Saccharomycopsidaceae
Product: bifunctional hydroxymethylpyrimidine kinase/phosphomethylpyrimidine kinase
Exons: 1
Coding region: 1-1641 (546 amino acids)
Biological process (GO): thiamine biosynthetic process
Cellular component (GO): cytosol
Molecular function (GO): phosphomethylpyrimidine kinase activity; hydroxymethylpyrimidine kinase activity
Source: RefSeq, a predicted model, not a curated record